AAAUGGUAAUGGUAUAGGUGAUACAACUUUGCAAACUUUAAUCGUUUUAUCUAUAAAAUGUGAUGCGCUAAGUUGUUUCUCAUCACACACUUCAAGCAACUUGAUCUCUCACCAUGGCCAACCCCUUCAUCUUCAUCAUGACCAUCUUCUUCCUCUCCCACUUCACCACCGCAGCAGAAACCCACACUUUCGGGCGAACCAUUUCCCCUGCAACGCUGGGACUCACCAACAAACCGCAGAAACUAAGCCACCUGCGCUUCUUCUUCCACGACAUCAUCGGCGGACCAAACCAAACGGCUUUCCGCAUUGUGGAAGCUCCGGCUACUGUAAAAUCGCCGACGAGGUUCGGCGCGGUGGUGAUGAUGGACAACCCCCUGACGGAGCUACCAGAGUUGGGUUCCAAAGUGGUCGGGAGGGCGCAGGGGAUGUACGCGUCGGCUUCGAUGGACGAAUUGGGGUAUCUGAUGGUGCUCAACUUUGCAUUCACGGAAGGGAAGUACAAUGGCAGCAACCUCAGCGUGCUUGGCCGGAACAGGGUGUUUUCCGCCGUGAGGGAGAUGCCGGUGGUGGGUGGCAGUGGGUUGUUCCGGUUUGCCCAUGGGUACGCUCAGGCAAGGACUCAUUUUUUGGGUGAAUUGGAAGCUGUUGUGGAGUAUAACGUCUAUGUCUUCCAUUAUUAAGAUGUAGUUCUUUCUUUCUCUUCUUUUGCUUUAGGGCCUGUUUGGUUUGAGAAAAUAUUUUCUAUUUUCAUUUUCUAUUUUCAUUUUCUGAAAACACUUUUCAUUUUCAAAUUUUAAACAUUUAAAAAACAUGUUUGGUUUGAUUUCUUAUUUUCUGUUUUCAGAAAAUGAAAAUGUUGGAAAUAUGUUUGGUUUAACCAUUUUCAAUUGAACUAUAUAAUUUAUAUUUUAUAUUAAAUUUAUGAACAAACUUUAGAUUAUGAAAAAUUUAUGAAUAAAAUUUAUAAUGAAAACUAUUGAUAUUAAUGAUUGAUAUACUUAUAAUAUAUUUUUUAAAAAAUAUUAUUUAAAAAUAUACUGAUUGAAUUUAAAUAUGAAGAACAUUUUUUAGUACAACGAAAAGAUAAAUGACACUCUUUAAAGAUUAAUCCUUGUAUCUCUCUCACCCAACUCAUAUGUCUCAUAACUCAUAUCACUUUAGCUAUCAUUCCAUGACAAAUAUGAAGAACAUGUAUAAAUAUUUGCUCCCAAUUUACAUAUAAUAUAUAUAUAUAUGUGUGUGUGGAAUUUCAAUAAGAAAAAGGAAUUGAACUUAUCAACAUAUGGAAAAAAAAUUGAACUUAAAGUUAAGUAUGCAGAGCAUGGCAUUUGUGUGGUGUACAAGAUAGGGGCACGGAUAAACAUUGGAUAAAGUUCCAUUGACGUGUGCAAAUAGAAGAAAGCUUCAUUCUCGUUUGAAAAGCUUCGUGAUGUUGCAGAAGAAAAAGAAAAUCCAUUGACGUCUUAAAAAUGGAACGCAGUAAGAGGAGACUCAUUCCAUUGAAGUCUGAAGAUUAAAGAAAUAAAUCUGGAAAGAUAUUGAUCCACAUCAAAAUAGAAUGACACUCGAAGGAAGAAAUUAGCACCACUGCACAGAUUAAAGCAUUCACCGAUUGCAAAUACCCAGAGAAAGUGAGGACGGUGAACUUUGGCGGUUGGCAAAUGAGACACACAAUGCAUUGAAACCAGGAAAGAGUAUCGGGUCAGGCAAAUGAGUCACACAUCGAGUGAAAUAAAAAAGAAGAAGAAUGUAUUAAAAAUUACAAACAUGCCACCGCGUUUUAACUGUUUCAUUUUCAUUUUCAACGAAAACACGGAAACGACUUUUUUUUAUUUUCAAUUUUGGGCUUAUUUUUGAAAACGUUUCCGGAGAAAAUAUUCUCAAAAAUUUAAACAAACGUGUUUUUAGCCCUAUUUUCUAUUUUCAGUGAAAAUGAAAAUAGAAAACAGGCAAACCAAACAGGCCCUUAGUUUCAUUGAUUUGAAAGUGCAUCCAAUGGGGAAUAAAUGUGAUUGCUACAGCACAUAAGAUACAAAUGGGGCAUGAUUUUAUGUUUGGGUUAUUGGAUCGUAAGCCAGAAUUUAUUUGGUAUAUAAAGUAAUUGGUUAGAGAGAAGUGAGAACCCAUGCUUUUAUUGUGUGAUCAAAUAAAAUAUAUUAGAAUUUUGCUGUACCAUAAUUCAUACGAAAGAGUGAUACCUAAAAUGAUGUGUACCAAUAAAUGUAUAUGUUUUCAUUGAGCCAACAUUCAUAUAUUUGUACAUCACAUGAUUUCUUCUUACAAGCUAAUUGCCCGAUAGAAACUCUAGCAAAAGUACAACCCACGACCCUUAAGCUUAUUCAUGUAUAUUUAAAUGUCUAUUUAGUAAGUUUUACACUGCCACCAGGUAACUUCGAAAUAUAGUUUUUAUUUAUUGCUGUUGGAAGGACACACUGUCAAGAAAUUUUAGAGAAUGAAGCCCCUUAUAUUGCCAAACCUUGUAGUAGAAAAUACGCUACAUCUAUAUCUAUUUAACUAUUUUAAAAUAAUUAUGCAUAUUUGGGAGACCGAAGGUUUAAACCGAGCUCGUCCUAACCUAAAACUGUCGAUUUUUUAAAAAAAAAACAGGGCUAAACCCAACCAUAAAGGACUUAGGUCAGAUCGGGUCAUGUACACCUCUAGACAGCAAUGACUAACCUCUCACCACGGGUGCUUGUA
Lotus japonicus is the source of this 2697-nucleotide messenger RNA. Its product is annotated as dirigent protein 22-like. Bases 114 to 680 code for a protein of 188 amino acids. The transcript has a single exon. The record is from RefSeq and is a predicted model, not a curated record. Lineage: Eukaryota; Viridiplantae; Streptophyta; Magnoliopsida; Fabales; Fabaceae.